GUUGAUUACGGGGGUGCUGACUUCAUCAAAAGGUUGCCUAUAAAAGCUGCCUGAAUGCAUGGAGAAGGCAUCAUUCGGUGUUCCUAGUUCAGUAAAGUGAAUUAGUUAGUUUCAUUUGGACAUAGGAUACAAAAACCACUAAACAGGCUCAUCCGGAUACCUUCUAACAAUGCGUUGUGCCUUCAUCCUUUGCACCUUGGUGGCCAGUGUUUUGGCUUACCAUGAUGCUGCCUUCAGCCCAUACCAGGAGUACACCUACGAAGUUGAAUCCCGCACCUUGACCGGAUUCCCCGAGCAAAAGGAUCAGUACUCUGGUGUCUUCUCCCGUGCUCAUCUUACUCUGUGCCAAAAGAGCGAGACUGAGCUUAUUGGGCGCCUCACUAAGGCUGAGUACGCUCCCUUCAACGGUCAACUCAUCGAGGGUUGGGCCUCCGAAGUGGACGAGAAGACUCUGCCCUACAAGCAGCAGCCCUUCUGCGAGAAGCCCUUCGCCAUUGAGUACAAGAAUGGCGUCAUCCGUUCCCUCGCUUUCGAUCCAUGCAUGGCCAAUGAGCACGUGAACCAAGUUAAGGGUGUCGUGUCUCAAUUCCAGCUGGAUCUUGCCGGUGAGAAUGAGAUUAAGUGCAAGUACAACCAGAUGCCCGAAUAUGAUGCCCACAAGAGCAUUGUUGGUGCCUACAAGACCAUGGAAGCUACCGUGACUGGCAAGUGCGAAGUUCAGUACCGCGUCUCCCCUGUUCCAGCUCAAUUUGCUGAGACUCACCGUGAAUGGUUCCCCAUUCCUGAGCUCAAGCAGAACCACACUGAUCAGCAUGUGCAAAUUGUGAAGACCAAGAACUUUGAGCGUUGCGACAAGCGCAUUGGCUACCACUUCAGCCUGCAGACCAUGGAGGAGAAUGACGAUAAGCCCAAUGCCAACCAGAUGGGUGAUUUCUUCACUCGCAGCUCUGUCUCCACCAUCUACAUCACCGGCCAACUGACCAACUACACCAUCCAGAGUGCCGCCACCUACAACAAGGUGCUCGUUAACAACAAUCUCCGUGACGAUGAGGCUCCCAUGGUUGCCAGCUACGUCAAGGUUACCCUUCAGGAUGUCAAGCCCCUCCACGGUGCUUGCCAGGGACCAGACAAUGCUCUCCCCGUUGGUGAUCUCGUCAGCCGCUACAACCUCCCAUCCGACACCACCAAUGCCAUCCGCCCUGUGAAUGAAGACGAUGAUGAUUCCGACUCUUCUUCCUCCGAUGAUGAUUCCGACUCAUCCAGCUCCAGCUCUUCCGAUGAUGAUUCCUCUGAGACCAACCAGCACGCCAAGAAGACCCAGCUCCUCCGUGAGCAGGACAAGCUUCGUGAGCGUCAGCAAUACAGGAAGCAGCAACAGCAGGAAGAUAACCAGGAAUACAACAAGGAGAACAACCACGAUAAGUACCAGCCCAAGUACAAUGAACGCUACCCCGAACCAACUGAGCAGCACUUUAGGCGCGCCAGGAGGAGCGUUGCUGGACAUCCCCACCAUGAGCAGGAUCACAAGUACAGCCACAAGAUGGAGGAGGUGAACUACAACAACAAGAAGAAUGCCGAUGAUUCCGAUGAUGAUUCCUCUUCCGAUGAUUCCAAUGAUUCCGAUAACUCUUCCUCUUCUUCCUCAUCCUCCGAUGACUCUUCCUCUAGCUCCUCCGAUGAAGAUUCCUCCGCUUCCGAGUCCUACUCCUCCGAUAGCUCCAGCUCUGAGUCUGACAGCCUCAGUGAGAGUCAGGAAUUCUGGCACCCCAAGCCAAACAUGAAGCAGAGCCCUGAACACGCCUACUUGCCAUUCUUUGUCGGCUACAAGGGUCACUCCAUUGCCGCUAAGAUUGAUGUUGCCAAGAAGUGCAUUGAAAUCUGCCAGGAAAUCGCCAAGGAUGCCCAGGAGCCAUCUCAGCUGCCCAAGCACAAUACCCUCGCCAAGUUCACCCUUGCUGUGCGUCUCAUCCGCAUCAUGGACUUUGAGCAAAUUGACUUUGUUGCCCAGAAGCUCCAUCUUGCCCACCAGAAUGCCCUCCACCAGACUGCUGAUGACAAAUACAACCAGGAGAGUCUGCCCCAACAGCACCCAGCCACCGAUGCUUGGUAUGCCUUCCGUGAUGCUUGCGCUGAAGCCGGUACCGGACCAGCUGUUGCUGCCAUCUUCGAAUGGGUCACCAAGAAGGUCGUUACCCACGAGGAAGCUGCCCAACUUGUUGCCACCCUCCCCAAUUCCGUCCAGGCUCCCACUGACAAGCUCCUCCACGAUUUCUUCAAGAUGGCCACCAGCACCUACGUGCACCAGCAGGAAGUUCUCAAUGUUACUGCCCUGUUUGCCCUCACCAAGAUUGUUGAGCAGGCUGUUGUCAACAACCAAACCUCCUACGAAUACUACCCCGUCAACGUUUACGGACGUCUUGCCGACAAGCGUUCCCCCAUUGUUCACGAUAUCGCCCAAUGGCUCGGUAUUCAACUCAAGUACGCUAUUGCCCAUGAGGAUUCCCACCAGGUUCUCACCUACAUCCGUUGCCUCGGCAAUCUUGGACACCCCGACAUUCUGUCUGUGUUUGAGCCCUACCUCGAGGGAGAGCGCCCAUGCACUGACUUCCAGCGUACUGCUAUUGUUGUUGCUUUCGAUCGUCUCACCCAGAACUACCCACGUCUUGCUGGCUCUGUGCUGUACAAGCUGUACCAAAACAUUGGAGAGGCUCAUGAAGUCCGUUGUGCCGCUGUUAUGCAGCUCAUGAGGACCGAACCACCAGUGCACAUCCUCCAGGCUAUGGCUGAAUUCACCCACCACGAUCCAUCCCGUGAGGUGCGUGCCUGCGUGAAGGCCGCCAUUGAAUCUGCUGCUGAGCUUGAACAUGCUCACUACCAGGAAUUCGCUGCUGCUGCCCGUGCUGCUGAACCCAUGCUGACUGAGGAGGAAUUCGGUGCUUCCUACAGUGCUGUGUACCUCAAGGAUGCCAUCCUCGAGAAAUUCAACCUUGCUGCCCUUGCCCAAUUCACCACCCUUGGAUCUUCCGACAGCAUCUACCCAUCUGGCAUUCAUGCCUUCGUUGAGAAGAGCUUCCGUGGAUACCGUCGUGAGACUCUCGUCUACGCCAUGGCUUCCUCCGUUGAGCGUCUUUUCGACUUGUUCGAUGAUCAAUUCGAGGAGAAGGAAUACAACACCGACAAGUACCCCAAGGAUCACGAUAAGGCCCACUACCGUGCCCAGAAGGCUUCUGCCAAGAGCAAGAAGAACAGCUAUGCCGCCUCCGGUGGUAACCCCAAGAGCACUGGCUUUGCCGAUUGGACUUUCGAUAAGGUCGCCGAUAUGCUCAACAUCCAACCCGAUCAAGCUCAACCCGUUGAGGCUCAAUUCCUGUUCAACCUUCUCGGCUCUGAACGUUUCUAUGCCUUCGGAAAUGCCACCAUUGAGCAGCAUUUGCCAGAAUUCAUCCGUGAAUUUGCCGGUGUUGCCAAGCAGGGAUACAACUUCCACUACUCCAAGAUCUACAAUCAAGAUCAACUCACCAUUGCCUUCCCCAUGGAAUCCGGUCUUAUUUUCUACCACCACUACUACGUCCCCACCUACUUCUCCGUCACUGGUGACAUCAAGGCUAAGUGCCAACCUGAUGUUUCCAAGGCUGGACCACGUGAUGAGGAUAUGUUUGCUCCCAUCCCCGUGCCAGAGACCAUCAAUGCUACUGCUCAACUUCAUCUUGUCUACUCUGUUAACAUGCAGAGCCAGACUGGAUUCUUCACACCACAAGAUCAACAGCGCUACAUUGCUGGACACAGCCGCAAGAUGCACAUGAAUCUGCCACUUGCCAUCAAUCUCGAAAUUGACUUGGAGAACAACCACCUCGCCACCACCUUCAGGCCACUCUUCCCCCACAAGGCUAUCAACAUUGCUCACUACAGCAGCUGGCCAUACACCGCCCGCAAGGACAUCAUGGAUCUUCGUCCCGUUGCUGAGGCUAAGGACAUCAAGCCCCUCCACGUUCGCCCAACUGUCGCCCUCAACACUGUCUUCGGCGAUAAGGCUACCGGUGUUGCUUUCCGCGUCUACGGUGAUCACCAAAUCCGCACUCCCGUCCACCAGACUCUGUGGCGUCACAUCCUUGAGCACCGUGAUAACUUCGAGGAAUUCGUUGCCUUCCCAUGGGCCGUUCACUUUGCUCCCCACUGCAAUCUCAAUGUUGCCUUCGAUGCUGAGAAGAGCACCGCUUCCGCUGUUACCUUCUACGCCAACUGGGCUAAGCAGUACGAUGCUGAAUUCGGACCAGGUGGCCAGCAACACUCUCAGGCCGCUCAAGUUCGUGCUUCCCCACGCUCUGGAUACGACAACAUGGCCAUCCCUGUUUCCCUCAAUCCCGACAGCAACCGCCGCGAGGAGCAAUACCUCCAGGCUGUUGGUGCUGGAAUUAAGAACAGCAAAUCCUACAUGGUUGACUGUGGUGCCGUCUUCCACCGUAGCCAGCAGGGUGCUAACUUCGAUAGCUCUUCCCAAGUUUCUCACUACACCUUCACCGCUGCCGUGGCCGAUAGCAGCGUUGCUGACAAGUCUCGCGCUCUCUUCUUCUUGGCCGCUGUCCCCGCUAAGGCUUCCCCAAUGCACCUGUGUGCCGUGGCUGAGAGCAAGCUCCCAUCUGUGGCUCAGCUGAACUUCAAGCAUGCCCUUGAGACCGUUGCUGGUGGUGAUCUCUUUGCUGAUAUCCUCAUCGGUAUGGACAAGUGCGACAGUGUCAAUGCCUUCCACGCCAAGGUCCAAGGAAAGGUUGCCCAAACUGACUUCUUCCGCAAGUACAUCCGUCAAACACCCGAAGGACAGGAAUGCCUGUACCAAAUGGAACAUGGAGACCACCAGCUGCCAGCUUGCCGCAAUGUUACUGAACGUGCUGCUCUUAUGCAGGAUGUUAAGCUCCAGAUUGAGUACAACUUCGAUCACCCACAUGUUGCCAACUUCUCCGGUGAAGCCGUGGCUCUUGCUCGCUACUUCAGUGCUGGAUUCAAUUGGGAUGAAGACUACACCCACGAGGGUAAACCAGGACGCAUCCAAUUCGACUACAGACUUUCCCCAUCUGGCUACUAUGGUAACUUCUCCCUUGCCACCCCAACCAUGAAGGUUGAACUCACCAAUGAGCACCUCAACCCAUGGCUCAGGGCUGCUCUUGCUGUCCACCCUGACUACGAUCUCUUUGACCGUCUUGCCAUCACUGCUUUCCACGAUCAAUACAAUCCAACUUGCUCCAUCAACAAGAACAAGAUCAACACCUUCGACUCAUCCGUGCUGAACUACAACUUCGGCAAGUGCUGGCAUGUGGCCUACAUUACCUACGAAGAUGAAGAGGAAUACGGCAGCAACAGCCAACAAUCCGAGGAGACCGUUGAUGAUGAAGAUAUUGCCAUCUUGGUGCGUCAGCCCAAUGGUGAUGACGAUAAGGAUGUGAUGGUUGUCCUGGGACAGGAGGAUCAGCACGAUUUUGUCAUCUACAUGCCCGCUAAGGAUGUCCAGGCCCGCCAUGUGUACGUUGAUGGUGAACGCAAGCCCGUUAGCGAGAAGGAAGCCAUUGAGAUCUUCAGCGAAGAUGAAGCCGACCAGCCACUUGCUCGCAUCUACUGCGGACCCGUUGGUGAGGUUACCGUUGAGAUCCGCGAUGGUGGUGUUGUUGUCACCACCAAUGGUAUGACUGUGACCAUUGAGAGCCCCGAAUAUCGCGAUGAUGUUCUCGGUGUGUGCGGUACCAAUGAUGCCGAACGCGAGAAUGACCGUCAGACCCCAGCUAACUGCUUCCACCGUCGCAAUGCUCACUUUGUCGCUGCCUACGCUCUCGAUGAUGCCACCUGCGAGGGACAAGCUAAGCCCAUGAAGAAGGAAGCCGCUCAGGCUAAGUGCUUCGAACAGGAGCUUCUCUUCACUGAUGCCGUCACCGAUGUUGAGGCUGGUCGUCAGCACUAUGGACAUGGAAUUAAGGAUGAUUCCGGCUCUAGCUCCAGCUCUAGCUCUUCCUCCAGCGAAUCCUCUGACUCUGAUGACAGUGACGAUGAUGAUUCCGACUCCAGCUCUGACUCCAGCUCCGCCGAUGAGGAACAACUCGUUGUUGCCGAGAAGAACAGGCAGCACCAAUUCGAGCAGAGGAAGUGCGAAACCAAGCACCAGACUCAGUUCGUUGAGCGCAACGGUGAGAUCUGCUUCAGCAUCCGUCAGUUGCCAGCUUGUGAUUCCCCAUGCAGGCCAGUCCAGAAGAUUGAGAAGCGUGUGCCCGUGUACUGCAGACCAGCUUCUGAGCAACAAGCCCAGCUGUACCGUCAACAGAUCCGCAAGGGUAACAACCCCGAUCUCCGCGACAAGGCCCCAACUCGCUACGUGAACUUUGCCAUCCCCCAGGCUUGUGUUAUGUAAAAGAACAUUCUUCAAUCUCAAACUUCCCCCAAUUUGGCCCCCGAAACAUUUAGAAAAAAAAAACGGACAAUGAACUAUUUAUUUGUAGAUAAAAAAAAUAUUAGAUGAGCAAUACAGUGGUUUUAUGACCCAAAAUUAAA
This is a messenger RNA of Lutzomyia longipalpis, 6531 nucleotides long. Its product is annotated as vitellogenin-A1-like. Bases 170 to 6391 code for a protein of 2073 amino acids. The transcript is spliced from 4 exons. The record is from RefSeq and is a predicted model, not a curated record. Lineage: Eukaryota; Metazoa; Arthropoda; Insecta; Diptera; Psychodidae. Gene Ontology annotation, biological process: lipid transport. Gene Ontology annotation, molecular function: lipid carrier activity.